Messenger RNA from Closterium sp. Yama58-4, 1719 nucleotides. Lineage: Eukaryota; Viridiplantae; Streptophyta; Zygnematophyceae; Desmidiales; Closteriaceae. The record is from the annotation of a GenBank genome assembly.
AUGCCACACAACCCAAUCACUUGCCUCACGUCCCUGCUCUACUAUGUGAAGAAGCCUGAUGAGAAGACGCCUAGGGGAGUCAUUCCUCUCGAGGUAAGGCACUACACUAGCGGUGCCGCGUUGAGUUGGGCUGUGGUGUGGAGGAAGGACUGCAUAGUAGACGAGAUAGUGCCUCCAGAGGAGGUGCCAUCAGCGUCAGACAUCAAAGCGGGGUCCAACCCUUCGGCUCAGGCACUCUCCUUCAAGAUCGGCAACAGAGUGCCGUACAAGACCGUGGUCAAAGGGUCCAACCCCUCAGCACAGGCACUCUCCUUCAAGAUCGGCAACAGAGUGCCGUACAAGACCGUGGUAGUCCACCAGUCGCUCAUCCUCCGAGCAGACAACAUGGCGGAGAAGCAGCAGUGGGUGGCGCGCCUGCGCAGCCACACCAAGGCCUUCAAGGAGGCCCCGCCUCCACCCCCCCCUUCCUCCUCCACCGGGGGAGACACCGACCAAUCAGGAGACGAAGGGGCCGGCAGGGAUGGGGAUUCUGCUGGUGCUGGUGGUGGGAGUGGGGGCAAUAUUGUGCCGGGGGCGCUGGGGCAGGGAGGGGGAGGGGUGGCGGGGGCGGGGCGGGUGGUGAAUCCGGAGGAGGAGCUGAGGUACCAGGUGACAGAGGUGCGGCGAUAUGUGCAAGCGGUGCUUGUUCACCUGGCAGACAACAUUCCCAAGGUGCGGCAUUAUGUGCAGGCAGUGCUUGUGCAUCCCCACACUAAAUGUGUGCCUGUGGUGCCGGCUCAGGUGGAGCAAGCGGGAAGUUCAAUCCUGACGAAGCUGUACCAGACGGUGAAGCUGCAUAUUCAGGCCAUCGUGUUAUCUCAGGUGGAGCGAGCACGGGACUCCAUGCUCACCAAGCUGUACCAGACAGUGAGCAGCAUGUCAGACGACAAGCUGCAUUCCAUGCUGCAGGAGGAUGCGGAGAGCGCCGGCAAGCGUGACAAGUUCAAGCGCAUGCGCGAUGCCAUGCUGCAACUGAAGCGAGCGCUUAGUUUGCACGAGGCGCGGGCGUCUGCUGAGGAUGAAGGGCAAGGCACCAAGGAGACAGUGGACGCAUGGAGAACAGCUUUCAACAAGGCAGCCCCUGCCUCUCCUUCAAUCCCCGAAGAACCUUCUGCAGAUUCCAACACUCUUCCCUCCCCUUCCUCUCGGAAAUCGCCCCCACCACCGCCCUCCUCCUCCUCCUCAUCAUCAUCAUCCUCUUCUUCCAAAGCCUCCAAAUCUUCAGCCUCGGCAGCCGUAGCAGCUGCUGCAGCAGCAGCGGCCGGUGCUGCUGCUGCUUCUCCCACCCCUCCGACCUCAUCUGCAGCAGCAGCAGCAGCAGCAGGAGCAGCAGCAGCUGCAGGAGCGGGGGCUUCCUCUUAUGGUAUCACACAUGCAUCGUCAUUCCAGCCUUCCCGCUCCUCCUCCGCCAAUCAACAGCCGCCAGCUAUCACCCGAGGCAUGACCAUGGGCUCCGUGCCCAACCCGCUAGGUGCGGGAGUUCCCGGAGCUAUGGUCCCAGGUCCGGUGAUGGCUCGGGGACCGCCCAUGGUCCCGUCUGCAAGUACUGCCAGGAGUGCGAGUCCGCUGCGGCAGACCCUGGCAGGGGGGAUGGAUGCAGGAGGGGGGAUGGGGAACCCCUUGCGUGCCACGUCUAGGAGAACCCCUCCUGCCCCGCCCACUGGUUUCAGCUUCAAGUAA